Molecule: messenger RNA, 6236 nt
Organism: Dromiciops gliroides (monito del monte)
Lineage: Eukaryota; Metazoa; Chordata; Mammalia; Microbiotheria; Microbiotheriidae
Gene: CUEDC1
Product: CUE domain containing 1
Exons: 13
Coding region: 866-1996 (376 amino acids)
Molecular function (GO): ubiquitin binding
Source: RefSeq, a predicted model, not a curated record
GCAUCCUCAGUUGAGGUCCUAAUCCUCCCAACCUCGGGCCAAAAAGACCUGGGCCGGGGUUGGGGGAUAAAAAGGUAGGGUUACCUAAGAUGAGAGACUCUCUGUGUGCCCCCUCCCACUGAAGGCGCCCCCUCCCUUCUCUGGUGGUGGAGGCCUUUUAGCUAUUCCCCGAACUCCAAUCUCACUCGAAGGGCCCUGGGAAGCCAGGGGCAGGGACAGCUGCAUUUCUCGCAGCGGGCCACUAGGAAGCUUGCCGGCGCCUCGCAUUCUCCUCCUCCCGCCCCAGUCGGAGCCAGAGCCGGAACAGGAGCCCGGGAUUGCGCCCCAUUCCCCAGCCCCGUGUCCCAGCACCGCCGCCCCAUCCCGCCCGUGGCUUUCCGGGGCCACGAGAGGCGGGACUCGCACUCCAUCCAGGCGCCAGGGAGGAGAGUGGAGGAGCGCUCCUCGCUUGUCUUGGGGCUUGGCUCAGGUGUCACCUGGUACAGGAAACCUUCACAGAUUUCUUCUAGGUGGAACCCAUCAUCAGGUCGGGAUUCACCAUGUCUCAACGUUUAGGCUGACAGUCAAGGCACCAUCAGACAACCCUGCCUCUCCCCAUCCCCUCAUCCUCAGGACUGGAUGACGCCAAACACCGAGAAGUCCCUGAGGGCCACUUCACAGCAUGACCACUUAGCCUCCUGACCGGGAGGCCCUGCCACCCCCCCCGUGCCCUGUUCCCACCUCCCCACCCCAGGUGGUGAGGGUGUGACAUUUAAGAGCAGUGGGGGGUGGGGGGUGGCAGCGGCAGAGGCGGGGGGACAGGGAGGGCUGGGGGAAAUCGAUUUCGACACCAGGUUGAAACAUUUUCCCCAAACAGUUCUGCAAAAUGACGAGCCUGUUCCGCAGGAGCAGCAACAAUGGCGGGUCGAGGGGUGGGGGGAGCGCCUCGGCCCAGGAGCUCAACAACAGCCGGCCAGCCCGGCAGGUCCGGCGCCUGGAGUUCAACCAGGCCAUGGAGGACUUCAAGACCAUGUUCCCCAACAUGGACUAUGACAUCAUCGAGUGUGUACUCCGCGCCAACAAUGGCGCCGUGGAUGCCACCAUUGACCAGCUGCUGCAGAUGAACCUGGACGGGAGCAGCUACGACGAGAGCUCUGACUCGGAUGAGAGCAUCCCUCCGGAGAUUUUGGAACGGACUUUGGAACCAGAUAGCUCUGAUGAAGAGCCCCCACCAGUGUAUUCACCUCCUGCCUACCACAUGCACAUGUUUGACAGGCCUUAUCCCUUGGCUCCCCCAACCCCACCUCCCAGGAUAGAUGUGCCUAGUGCUGGGGUUCCCCCAACCCAGAGGCGCUACCGCAACUGGAACCCCCCACUUCUGGGCAACCUCCCUGAUGACUUCCUUCGAAUUCUGCCCCAGCAGCUGGAUAGUUUACAGAAUACCCAGAGUGGCCCCCCAAAGCUAGGGCUUGGGGAGGUCAGCCAACCCAUGGCGGGAGGCCUGGAGGAGGAAUGCCGCUGGAAGCAGUACCUGGAAGAUGAGCGGAUUGCCCUCUUCCUGCAGAAUGAAGAGUUCAUGAAGGAGCUUCAACGGAACCGAGACUUCCUCCUUGCCCUAGAGAGGGAUCGAUUGAAAUAUGAGUCCCAGAAAUCCAAAUCCACCAGCAUGGCCGUCAGUAAUGACUUUGGUUUUCCAUCCACUGUCACAGGUGACGCUGCCUUGGGAGCCAGUGAAGCCAACCCUGCUGUGUCUGAAGAUGCCUUAUUCAGGGACAAGUUGAAGCACAUGGGGAAAUCCACCCGGAGGAAGUUGUUUGAACUUGCCAGGGCCUUCUCUGAGAAGACUAAGAUGAGGAAGACAAAGAGAAAACAGUUGUUGAAGCACCAUUCGCUGGGGACUGCAGCAUCUACAGCUAAUCUCCUGGAUGAUGUGGAGGGUCAUGCCUGUGACGAAGACUUCCGGGCAAGGAAGCAGGAGACACUCAAGGAGGAGGAAGCACCCAGAGAAGGACAGUAAGGGGUGCCAGAGGUCACCGGAGACUAAAUGCCCUAUGGGGCAGCCAAGUAGUGAAGGCCUGUCCUUAGCUGCCCAGACCUGCUGCAGUAAGACAGAGGGUGUGUGAGCAUCGAGGCACCAAGUUUCUCCGGCCAGAGCUCUCUCUGCUCCUCUGAAGCCUUGCUUCCAGCUGCCUCUUGUCCUUCCUUUCUUGUGCAGAUGUUUUGGAACUUUGGGAUUGCCAUAUUGUGGUUGGAGGAAGCACCUGUGGCCCCACUAAGGACAGCAGCCAAUCACAGUUUUCUCUUGUAGCUGUGUUGUUUUAGGGGCAAUGAGGGGAGGGGGACUUUCCCCUCUCUGGAUUUUUUUUUUUUUUUAAUGUUUCUGUAGCCUCUUGGCUUCCCUUUCCUCACUCCCACCAUUCCUCUCCCUAAAGGAGCAGGUCCAAUCAGUGGGAGGGCUGGACACAUAAAGCACAGGCCCAGGUUAAUGUAUGGGCAAGGACAAAAUGAACCCUCUUCUUACCCCUCUCAACUCCCCAUCUUUCUCUCAGACUAGUCUAGACUCCACUGAAGAGUCUGAGACAUCAUCUAAUCCUCCCUGUCCCACUCUCAGCACCCUGAUCUCUUCCUUUUCUGAGCUCCUGGCUGCUGGGGUUUUUUUGGGGGAGGGCAGUAAGGGUUAAGUGACUUGCCCAGGGUCACACAGCUAGUAAGUGUCAAGUGUCUGAGGCUGGAUUUGAACUCAGGUCCUUCUGAAUCCAGGACCGGUGCUUUAUCCAUUGCACCACCUAGCUGCCCCCUGGCUGCUGUUUUACAGGAUGAGACUCAUCUUCCAUCCUUGUCUUCUCCCCAGAGGUCCCUCAGGCACAGGGAUGAAGAAACAGCAUCAAAUGGGAAAUCCACAUUUGGCUUGGGGUAGCAGAAGGGGAGGGCCCUAGAACCAAUAAGUGGGAGUGGUACAAGAAAGCCUCCCUGGGAGUGAUUGCCACCUCCCAGAGAAUGGCAUAGGGGUAUAGCUCUAGAACUGGGAAGGACCUUAGAGUCAUCUGAUCCAAACCGCUCAUUUUCCAAAUGAGAAAAUUGGGGCCCAGAGAGGUUCGUUGAUUCACCUAAGGUUACACAAGUAUUUCUUUGGCAGAAACAGGAUUUGAACUCAGGUUCUAUGACUUCGAGUUCAGAGAUCCGUGUUCAAUUUUCUUCCCACUGUGCUAUCAUGGGGAGAGCUAUCUGCCAUCAUACUGGAAGUUGUUGUUGGUGGUAGAGGACCCGCUAAUAGUCUGGAAUUAGCACAAGGGCAGGCUGGACCACUUGCUUCCCUUACUCAUGCUGGGAAAUAGAAUGGGUGCAAGUUGUCCAAUGUGGAAUCGGUGGAAGCAGAGAGCUACUGGGCAUGGUGACAGUGCUGCUGCACUUAGGGCUAAGCUUGGAAUUCCCUGCUAGGCUAGGGUGGUGUGGGAGAGGGAGGGAGAGGGGCACGAGUCUAGAAUCCUAGAGUCUGCUUGGCAGCGGGAGGGGAGGUUUCCCUUAUCCUCAGGGGAGUACUGGUCUUAAAUUGACCCCUAGUUCCUGAGGGAGGAGCUGGAUGCCCAUAAGGAGAAAAUAUUAAACUGUGAGACCUCUAGAACUAGAAAGAACAAUGGGGAGACAGCUGUUUUCUUAUGCAGUGUGCAGGGGCAAGGGGUGGAGUUGCCCUGGGUAUCACCUGCUUAGCUCUGAAAGCUGGCCUCAGAGCGAAAGUGCAGGCUGAGUCCUGUUUGGGGUGGGGAAGAAACCUGUUCUCAAGAGGAAGGUAGCUCUACAGGGGGCCUGCCUACCCACCUACUCCCUCACCUACUCACUGUCUCAGGGAGUUCACUCUGCCUCUUCACAUUAGUGGGUUGGCACAGGCAUGGGGAAAAGCUCCUCUGAGGAAUCAGGAAACUUGGAAAGGAGAGAGCUUUUAGGGCAGGGGCUUCUAGGUUCACUAAAGCACCAAAUCUCUACUGCCCAGUAUGGAGCUUGGACUUCUUGUUACUGGUGGGGUGGGGUAGGAGGAGGAACCUUAUAGCUUAUUUGGGGGGAGCCAAGAUAAAACCAUGAAAUUAUACUUAUAGUAAUCUUCCCCCCCUCCCCUUGGGGCAAGGAAGGAGGGAGGGAGGGAGGGAGAGAGAGAGAGAGAGAGAGAGAGAGAGAGAGAGAGAGAGAAAGAAAGAAACUAUGUGACUGGAGGGGGCAGGGUUUUACAGACUCAUGAUUUCUCCCGCUCCAUCUCCCAAGUUGCAGUGCUUUCUUCCCCAAACCCUGGGGGGCCCAAAGAAGGAAGGAUUCCACAGUGGGCGGCCCCCCCUGGCCAGUGGUUGGGCCUGGAAUGUGCUCAGGUCUGCUGGCUGGCAGGCCCAGGCCCUGGAAUGUGCCUGCAGCUACCAGGGGGAGAGAAGCCUUAUGAAAUGUAACCAAGUUUGGAAGUGUGUGCAGAGGUUGCUAGGGGUGAAGCUGGAGUGGGGCCACAGGUAACAGAAAGCGUCUUGGCAUAGGAAUGAAUAAUUCACAGCCUAGAAGGGGAAGGCCACCUUUUUUUUUUUCUUCCUUUCUCUCCUCCUUUCCUUUUGCUCUUCUCCCUUUCCCUUUUAGCUGCCAAGCUCUCCUCCUUACCCAGGUUCCUUACCCAGCAAAACGAUCUGUUUAGUUUUGAGGUUUCCCCCAAGGCUUCCCCAUCCCCUGGUGCUUCCUUCUAACUCUACAUGGACAAGGAGAAGAGAGCAAGGCUCCAAAGCUGCCUGACCCUUUCAUCUGGAGGUCAGCACCUCUACCCCCAGCCAGCUAGAGGGACAGCUCUUUCCCCUUCCACAAUACCAAUAUGGAUCAGGCUAAAGACUCAAGAGAUCUGAGGGUCCCCACCCGGGGCUCCUACAAUCUAUUAUUCCUCAGAGGACAGGGAAAGGACCUGCUUUAGCUACCAUGUUAUCCAAAACUAAAUGGAAAACAAAACACCCACCCUGCCCCAGUCUCUCUUACACCUCAGGAGAGAGGGGAGUGAAGGAUGCUGGGGUGGAAGUAGCCAAAGCAAGCUACAUUCAGAGACUCAUUUCUCCUGCAAAUGAAAAGUUGUUCACUUCUAGCAAAGUUUGUGCAGUGAGGAAUACAUGAAAAUUCUUUUAAACAAACAAAACCCCAAGCACUUGGGGAAUUCAUAAGGUGGAAACCCAAUCUUGAGGUUUGUGAGUGUUGGUUGCUAUGUUAGGUUUUGUUUCCACAUGUGGUGUUGUUGCUGUUGUUUUUUCUUAAAGAUGUUUAAUAGGAAUUCAUAUAAUAAAGUCAUGGUGUACUCUUAACUUUCAGUCAUGGUCUGGGCUGGGUGGGUCUAGAAGGACAGCAGGAGAAAGAGUGGCAGUCCCCCAGGCUGACCUCAAGGGGCCCUGUGAGGCCCAGGGCAGCCACUUCCUUUCUUCCUCUUUUCCUGAUCCUUUCUCAUUUUCUUGCUCCAGCUUUUUAUUCAGGAUGGUGCAUUUCUAAGGGGUUAAGAGACUCCUUUCCCAAGGACAGUGAUACCUGUUUCCAGGUCGGUGGACUCUUAAUUAUCUGCUUGGCUUCUCCCAUCACCAAGCACCUUUCCCCAGGCUGCCCUCUCCCUGUUACCCAGCCGGUGUUUGCUUAGGGAAGGUAAACUACUUCUGUUAUUAGCUUAAGCAAAACACAACCAGGAAGGUUGGUCUCUUACAAAAGCAUUAUAUAAUUUUAUUCCCAAAUCAAAUAGGAAAUUAUUUUUUUAGGUUGCCCGUGUCAUAUACCACUAUUAGUUCAGAAAAUCCAGGCAAGAUUGGAGGUGAGAGGGUCUUUUGGAACAAGGUCACUGACUCCAUACAAGUGCUGGAUCACCAAGUACCCCAUCCAUUCAUUCAAAGGGUAAACACAGGUGUUCGGAACUGAGGCAAAGAAAGGCAACAAGCACGGAUUGGUUGCUUACUGUAUGCUGUGUGCUGGGGGUACAAAUAGAAGCAAAGAAGAAACAGUCCUUUCCUCAAGGGGCUUACAUUCUACAAGGAAAAGACAACAUGUAAAAGGGAGCUCAGCAGAAGUAUGAGUGUAGGGAGGUGGGAAAGGUAUUGGUGUGGGAGUCUGGAGUCAGAAGUAGAACUGGUAGGGGAUGGCCAGGGUCUCUUCCUAAAAUAAUGUCCCCCAUUAUAAUUCUUAUGGCAUUAUUUGGAGGUUUUUUGAGUGAUUGUGUCAGGAGCUCCAAGCACUUACUGCCUUUCCUCUGCCAUCUUGGCUCCACCCCCCCC